AUGUGGUCAAGGCCCUCCAACGACACGUCGUGCUCGACAGCGACGGACCAGCAGUCGAUGACGAUCUCGGCGACCCGGGAAAAUUCCAACAGUGAUGAAAGCAGCAACGUAACAGCAGAAGACAUACUAAGGAAGCCUUGGAAGUAUGUUGGCUACCAAGGUUACGCCAGCUUCAUCGCCGCCGACGAUGACUUCCUCAUCUUUCGAUGUUUAAAGGACCUGAAUGCCCGCAUCGCUCUGUUAUUCCAGGACGAACUAUCGGUCCUGGAAAGGGACUUGUCCGAGUUGGACGAAAGUAUCAGAGACAAGAUACGGCGGUACAAUGACUUCAUCCUGCAACAGGCCGCGAUGAAGAAGUAUCAACAAGCACCAUCCCGGGACGUGAAGUCCAUCCGAAACUGGCACUACAACCACGACCACGUGGCCAUCGAUCUCGACGAACAGGCCUACCUCGACGAACAGGCCUACCUCGACGAACAGGCCUACCUCGACGAACAGGCCUACCUCGACGAAGCGGACGACCUGAUCUGUCUGGCACAGAAGGACAAGACGCCCCUGCGCCGGCUGAUCGACCACUCGCAUCGCCUGCGCACGCUCUCCAUAUGGCGGCAGAGGCCAGAGACCAGCAAGACGCGAGAUCAUGACACCGACCCCGGCCCCGUUGCCUACUACUCGGACAAGCGCAUCGACGGGUUCGCAUCGGGCCUCAUCGCCGCGGCCGGCGUCGCCGUGCUCAUCACGCCGAUCUGGAUCGUGCAAGCGCUGGGCGACGCAACCGCCAAGCUGGUCAUUAUGACGGUGUUCAUAUUCGUGUUUCUCAUCAUCCUAUCGUUCGCCAUGGUCACGAAGCCGUUCGAGGCGCUGGGCGCGACUGCUGCGUAUGCAGCGGUAUUGAUGGUGUUGCAGUUCGGUGGCAGCUCGACAACGUGA
This is a messenger RNA of Anthostomella pinea, 930 nucleotides long. NCBI's taxonomy places the organism in Eukaryota, Fungi, Ascomycota, Sordariomycetes, Xylariales, Xylariaceae. The record is from the annotation of a GenBank genome assembly.